UGCCCAAAUAUUUAUAAUUUUUAUACCUGAUUCCUGAGGUGAGGUGAGCAGUUGAGACUUGAGAGAGGCGGAGAGCAGAGAAUCAGAGAGAGGCUGAGGCGGUUCAGCUGGAGACUGGAGACUAGAGAGAGGCGGAGAGCAGAGAGUAGAGAGAAAGUGUGUUCCUGAUCUGCAGAAGCCAUGAAGGUGCGAUCAUCUGUGAAGAAGAUGUGCGAGUUCUGUAAGACGAUUAAACGUCGUGGUCGAGUUUACGUCAUAUGUUCGGCCAAUCCCAAACAUAAGCAACGACAGGGCAUGUCAACAUUUGCAUAUGAAGGCCCAACUCCUCCUAUAUAUUCAGAAACAAGUGCUAAACUAGAGAUUAUACCUGUUCACCAACGACCUGGUUUGGCUUCUCUCAUUCCCAAAAAGGUGGAACCUUCAAUAAUGUUUGGCUGGAGUGCGGGCCUUGCAUCCAUUCUAUUCAAAAAGGUGAAUUAGCAUCCCUCCUGUUUAGAAGGGUGAGAAUGAAAUGGGACAGAGGUGAAGUUUGAUAAUUUACUUGGAACUGUUUAAGCCUUGAUGAAUUUUGUUGCCGUGCUACAUUGUCCAUUAUGUCAUCUUGCAAUGCUAUGUUUUUAUUUCAUUUACUCUCUCUCUCUCUCUCUCAAUAGCGGGAACUGGGAAGGAUUGUUGAAAAAAAAGAGUAAAAAUAAGAUACAAGAUUGCCUUGAGUACAGAUAACAAAUGUUUUUCAA
Molecule: messenger RNA, 737 nt
Organism: Quercus robur (English oak)
Lineage: Eukaryota; Viridiplantae; Streptophyta; Magnoliopsida; Fagales; Fagaceae
Exons: 3
Coding region: 181-480 (99 amino acids)
Biological process (GO): translation
Cellular component (GO): ribosome
Molecular function (GO): structural constituent of ribosome
Source: RefSeq, a predicted model, not a curated record